Messenger RNA from Acomys russatus (golden spiny mouse), 1814 nucleotides. It is a transcript of the gene Gnl3, whose product is annotated as G protein nucleolar 3. Bases 177 to 1814 code for a protein of 545 amino acids. The record is from RefSeq and is a predicted model, not a curated record. NCBI's taxonomy places the organism in Eukaryota, Metazoa, Chordata, Mammalia, Rodentia, Muridae. Gene Ontology annotation, cellular component: nucleolus. Gene Ontology annotation, molecular function: GTP binding. The transcript is spliced from 15 exons.
AGCGAUCCCGACUGUGUGCGACGGUGCAUGCGCGCGCACACAGCGGGGCACCGGCACACUUUACGGCAGGAGCUUUGAGCGUGUGACGUUGGCCCGCAGUUCCAUUUCGCACGUGGCGCCCGAGAUAGCGCGGUGUACCUGAGACCUUCUCUACUUCUGAAGUGCCCCUUGCCAUCAUGAAGAGGCCGAAGUUAAAGAAAGCAAGUAAACGUAUGACCUGCCAUAAGCGGUAUAAAAUCCAAAAAAAGGUCCGAGAACAUCAUCGGAAAUUAAGGAAGGAAGCUAAAAAACGGGGUCACAAGAAGCCUAGGAAGGAUCCAGGAGUUCCAAAUAGUGCUCCCUUUAAAGAGGCUCUUCUUCGUGAAGCUGAGCUAAGGAAACAGCAGCUUGAAGAACUAAAACAACAGCAGAAGCUUGAUAGGCAAAAAGAGCAAGAAAGGAAAAGAAAGCUUGAAGUUAACCCUGGUGAUGAGCAAUCUAAUGUGGAACCCCAGAAGGAACCUGAAGAACCCAGAAGUAAAAAGGCUAAAUCAGGCAAACAGAAUCCAAAGAAGUUACACUGUCAAGAACUUAAAAAGGUGAUUGAAGCCUCAGAUGUUGUGUUGGAGGUUUUGGAUGCCAGAGAUCCUCUUGGUUGCAGAUGUCCUCAAGUAGAAGAAGCUGUUAUCCAACAUGGACAUAAAAAGCUGGUACUCGUAUUAAAUAAAUCAGAUCUAGUACCAAAGGAGAAUUUGGAGAGCUGGCUGAGUUAUUUGAAUAGAGAAUUGCCAACAGUGGUGUUCAAAGCCUCAACAGACAUCAAGGGCAGAGAGAAGAUACUCAAGAUGAAGAAGAAGAAGAAGAAAGCGCUUCCAUUCCAGAGUAAAGUCUGCUGCGGCAGGGAAGCCCUUUGGAAGCUUCUUGAAGGUUUUCAGCAGUCAUGUGGAAAAGAGAUUCAGGUUGGAGUAAUUGGUUUUCCAAAUGUGGGGAAAAGCAGCAUCAUCAAUAGCUUAAGACGAGAACUAAUUUGCAGUGUUGGCAUUCCCAUGGGACUUACAAGGAGCAUGCAGGUUGUCCCUUUAGGCAAGCAGAUCACUGUCAUAGAUAGCCCAUGCUUUAUUAUUUCACCAUCUAACUCCUCUACUGCACUUGCUCUACGAAGUCCAGCAAGCAUUGAAGAACUAAGACCGCUGGAGGCUGCCAGUGCUAUUCUGUCCCAGGCUGAUAGUCAACAGGUGGUGUUAAAGUACACUGUCCCUGGGUAUAAGGAUUCUCUGGAUUUUUUUACUAAACUUGCUCAGAGAAGAGGUCUACAUCAAAAAGGCGGAUGUCCAAAUGUUGAAAGUGCUGCUAAGCUGUUAUGGUCUGAGUGGACAGGUGCCUCAUUAGGUUACUACUGCCAUCCCCCUACAUCCUGGAAUCAUUCUCCGCAUUUUAACGAAACUAUUGCAGCAAACUUGAAGAGAGACUUUAAUCUAGAAGAACUAGAAAAGAAUAACAUAGAUAGCAUAAAAGUCCUCAGGGGUCUACAUUCAACUAAUAGAAUUCUUUUCCGGUCUUCGGGACUAACAAAUGGAGUAUUAGAAGAAAGGGACAUACCCGAAGAAUUGCCAAGACAGAGAGAAGACAAAGGGGAUGGUGGUGAUCAAGAAAAUGUUGACGGUGAAAUUAAUGCAGAGAUCUUAGAUGUGGCCCCUGUACAAGAAGACACCAGAGAGGUGUUGCCUGGGGAAUCAAAAGCAGGCAAGCCAUCUGACAGACCAUUUACGUCAGUGGAUAACAUGAGUGAAGAGGGUGAUGAUGAUGCCUAUGACUUCAGUACAGAUUAUGUAUAG